AUGUCGACUGCUCCGCUCACCGCUUCCGCUUUUGAGGCUGCAAGGAGCCGGAUGAGCAGCCUUCUCCGCAAUUGUCCGAAUGAUCCAUUCUGUGGGUCAGGCAGCAAUCCCACUCUGUAUCCUCCCUACGAGAAGGGCGUCAAGAUCGCCAAGAAGGCAUUCAUCGAAGCGAUGAAGCCCAUCUACCACGCGCAGUUUCGUACUGACGGAAUGUCCGAAGAGGACUACGUCACCCAACUCGCUUCCCAAACCGACCUGAUCAAAACCUUGACCAUGGAUGCUGCCAACAAGUUGAGCACCAUGGUGGCGCACAAUCAAGUCAUGGAUCUCGCUCUCAAGGUCUGGAGCAACGGGUUGGAGGACAUGAGCGAUGCUGACAAGGAUGUCUUGGGCACUGUGAUGCGUGAGACAAGCGGAUGCCUGGGUCAGUCGACGGGCACCAUGCACACCUACAUGAAGGAACUCCAUACCUUCCUCAAGACUCAGACGCAGCAGCCGGACCAUCCGCAUGACAUGCGCACCGCGCAGGAUCAAGGAUUGGUCCAAGCAAUUCUCGGUGUCCCGAACAGCAUCGCGGUCGCGCGUCUUCUUUUCGGAGAUGAGAGUGAGCUCGAGACUCCAGUGGACGUCGCGAAAGGGAUGAGCGCGUACGACAAAGAGUGCACGAGGCUGCUCCAGCGUCAGAGCAAGCUAUACAAGGGGCGCGCCAACGACAUGCUAUCGCUGCACUACUUGAGCGACCUUCUUCAGGACGGCAACGAGCAGCACCAGGUUGCCAAGGGCUUCCUCGACAGGUUCAAGGCUUUUGAAGCGGGAAUUCUUGAAUCUGUCAAAGACGCCGGGCUGACUCAUGAGGAGGCGGUCGAGUACCUCACGACCACUUACGCUCACAGUGAUGGAUGGAAGGCCACAUCAGCCGCCGGGUCAGCCACUGCGGCCGCUGACCUUGCCUCGAAGCGCGCAGCCCUCGAGUUGGAGUACGCUCCCAUUCUGACGAUCAUGCUCGGCUGCAAGGAGUGGCAUGAGCGAGGGCCGCAAGAGACAGUCACGCUUGCCGAGAUGCUGGAGUACGCGCAGACUCCCGAGUGCCUCGUUUCGCUGGGUUACGAUGUGCCUAUGCCGAUGGACACGGAAGACUGA
Dioszegia hungarica is the source of this 1140-nucleotide messenger RNA. RefSeq lists its product as uncharacterized. The transcript is spliced from 4 exons. The record is from RefSeq and is a predicted model, not a curated record. NCBI's taxonomy places the organism in Eukaryota, Fungi, Basidiomycota, Tremellomycetes, Tremellales, Bulleribasidiaceae. The coding region runs from base 1 to 1140 and encodes 379 amino acids.